This is a messenger RNA of Papaver somniferum (opium poppy), 3946 nucleotides long. Its product is annotated as putative disease resistance protein RGA4. Lineage: Eukaryota; Viridiplantae; Streptophyta; Magnoliopsida; Ranunculales; Papaveraceae. Bases 1 to 3699 code for a protein of 1232 amino acids. The record is from RefSeq and is a predicted model, not a curated record. The transcript is spliced from 3 exons. Gene Ontology annotation, molecular function: ADP binding. Gene Ontology annotation, biological process: defense response to other organism.
AUGGCGAUGGCGGAGAAUUACAUCGAAGACGAUACGGAGAAUAUUGCCAAAUACGAGUAUAAUGACCAUUGUCAAAGUUCAAAGAUUCUUCUACAAAUUACAAUAGCUCCACCAUUCUCCAAAGUGCUCUUGAGAUUACUUUGCAUGCUAAUCUGUUCCAAAGAGAAGGACAAAUAUAAUUCCUCUCCUUCAUACCGUUUUCAGAGAUUAGAUAUGGCUGAAAUUCUUGUAAGCGCUCUAAGCGAGGCCUUAAUUGCUAAGCUGGUUGCCUUUGCCUCUGAUAGGAUUUCUCUUGAUUGGGGCGUCCGAGAUGAAAUGUCAACACUUCAAAGAACUUUACGCAACAUUCAAGCUGUGUUAACUGAUGCAGAGAGGCAACAAGUAGAGAAAGACACAGUCAAGUGUUGGCUGGAAAAUCUUAAAGAUGUAGCCUGCGAAGCGGAAGACAUACUAGAUAAAUUCGAGUACAAAGCUCUAGCACAUAGACUGGAAAUCGAAGUUUGCAGACAAGACAAGAUCAAAAACUUCUUCUCGGUGUCAAUUCCACUUGGAUUUCGUUGGAAGAUGGCUCAUAAAAUUAAAAACCUUAGGGAAAUGUUGGAUCAAGUGUCAAUGGAUAAAGACAGAUUCAGUUUUGAUGUUUCUAACAGUACUAGUGGUAGUAGUCGUCAUAGAAACCGAGAAACUCACUCGCUCGUCGAUGCUUCAAUGUUUGUUGGAAGAGAAAAGGAUAUAUCAAGGAUAAUUAAUUUGUUGCUGGACAAGUCAUCCAGUAAUCAACAUACUUAUCGAUAUGUUCUCAUUGUUGCAAUGGGAGGGGUUGGCAAAACUACACUGGCUAAAGUAAUCUAUGACGAUGAUAUUGUAAAACACCAUUUCGAGAUAAGAAUGUGGGUAUGUGUAUCACAAAACUCAAACCAGAAGCAGGUAGUCAAUCAGCUUUUGGAAUCCAUUCAUGAAGAGAGAAAAGAACUUUCAAGUUUGGAUGUCAUGAUCAAACUUCUCCAAGAAAAGCUCAUUAAAAAAAGAUAUUUGAUAGUACUCGACGAUAUGUGGAACAAUGAGCACAAUGAAUGGGAUGAUAUGCUCACUACUUUGUCUCUCAUUGGCGCUCAAGGCAGCAAAGUGAUCAUAACUACAAGAAGUAAUGAAGUCGCGUCCGCAACGAGUUCCUUAUACAGGUAUAGUUUGGACCGCUUGUCUGAGGUAGAGUGUUGGACUAUGUUAGAGAAAAUAGUAUUUGGGCACGAUGGAGUAGAGAAGACCACAAACUUUGUGAAUAUCGGAAUGAGCAUCGCUAAAAAGUGUGGAGGAGUGCCAUUAGCAACAAAGUUUCUUGGGAGUUUGAUGUACUCCAAAAGGAGUGAACGUGAGUGGCUAUCGAUCGAAAACAACAACAUAUGGGAUCUACCCGAAAGCGAAUUGAAGAUUGCAAGGGUAUUGAAGUUGAGCUAUGAUCGUCUUGAACCACGUUUAAAACAAUGCUUUAGAUAUUGCUCUCUUUUCCCAAAAGAUCACAUCAUCAACAGAGAAAAUAUUAUCCGGCUCUGGAUGGCAGAAGGGUUCGUUAGCUCUUCAAGACCAAAUGUUCAAAUGGAAGACGUGGGUGAUAAUUAUUUUAACAGUUUGUUGAGUAAUUCGUUCUUCCAGGAGGAGACAAAAAAUGAGUUUGGAAUCGUAAAAUCAUGUAAAAUGCAUGAUUUUGUACACGAUCUCGCACAAUCUGUUGCUAAGACUGAAUGUUCGAUAAUAACUUCUAGCGAGAUGGUUGGAGAGGAAAUCAGUAGAUAUCGCCGUGUGAACUUGGUACUUGGGAAUGAGUCCUCACGAUUGCCAAAGCCCUUGCGCAAGGUAAAGAAACUGCGGACAUUCAUAUCCACUGCACGGAAUUCUAUUGACAAUACCUCCGCAUUGCACAUUUUCAAAAGCUUCAGUUACGUACGUGUACUGGACUUGAGCUAUAGUCGGAUCUAUGAUUUACCAUUAUCAAUUGGCAAGUUAAAACACUUGAGGUAUCUCAAUCUCUCAGACUCCAAGUUAAGGGAAUUACCAAACUCUAUCACUAUUCUUUAUAAUCUGCAGACAUUGAUUCUAAAAGAUUGUUAUGAGCUUAAAGAUCUUCCUCAGGACAUGAAAAAGUUAAUUAAGCUAAGACAUCUUAUAAUCAACGUAGGAUGUGGUUUUUGGAACAUUCCUCCGAUGCCAGAAAAGGUAAGCUCUUUAAGUUCCCUCACUUACUUACCGGUAUUUGUUGUUGGUGAUGGAUCUCUAUUUGGUAUUAAAGAGUUGGGAGGCCUAAAUCUCCUUGGUGGUAAGUUAAAAGUUCUUCAUUUGAAAAAUGUUCGCGAUAGAGAAGAAGCCGAAGGAGGGCGUCUAAAAGAAAAACCAAACAUUUUAAGCUUGAAGUUACAUUGGAGAAAUGGUGAAAGUUUUAGUGAUGUCUAUAAAAAACGGAUAGCUCUUAUUGAUGAUUCUGAAGUCAAGGAUUAUGGCCAUGAUUUUGGAGUGUUAGAAGGCCUCGAACCUAAUCGAAAUCUUAAAAGGUUUGGAAUCUACAACUACCUUGGUGCAACAUUCCCCACUUGGGUGAUGAGCUUGAAGAAUUCACUUCCCAAUUUGGUGCAUGUCGUUCUAAAAAACUGCAAGAAAUGUGAAUAUCUUCCCCCGCUCGGUAUACUUCCUUUUCUUAAGGUUCUAAGAAUAGAGGGAUUUGAAUCUGUGAAAAGCAUUGGAAAUGAGUUCUAUGGUAAUAGCGAUGGCCGUGUGUCUUCAUUUCCUUGUCUGGAAGAUCUCUCAAUAAUUUGCAUGGAUCACUUGGUAGAAUGGUCGGAUGCAGUUUCAUCGACUUCAAGUACUUCAAGUUUUCCUCGCCUCGAGCGGUUGAAAGUCACUUACUGCCCCAAGUUUACCUGCAUGCCAACCCGAUUUCCAUCUCUAAAAGCAGUUUAUUUUUGUAGAUGCAAUGGAAAAACAAUUAGUUCAUUGGUGGAAAGCAAUCUGUCAUCUCUUAUCAACAUCUAUAUUAAGUUAUGUGACGGGCUUGUGUUUCUUCCUCAAGCAUUGCUUAGAGGAAGUGGCAUUCUUUACUUUCUUCAAGUUGAGAGUUGUGAGUCAUUUCAAGGAUUUAUUCCCGACCGGAAUCUUGAGGACGAGGAUGUGAAAGCAAUUCGAAAUCAAGUCAUUACUAAUAAUUCUCUACAUGUGUUGAAAAUCUGUCACCUUAGAAGCCAAAAGUGUACGCUCAGCAGUAUAGGAUACCUCCCCAAACUUGAAACUCUGGAGAUUGGUCCAUUUACAGAAGAGCCGGACUUCUUUCCGUUUCCAGAUGUCAAUGUUGACGAUGAAGGAACUGUAAUUGGCGAAUACUUUCCAUCACUCCGCAAACUAUCUAUUACCGGAUGGUCAGGAGUUAGUCUUCCGGAUCACAUUCAACACAUCACUUCCUUACAGACACUGGAGAUAUGUUGUUUUGAUUCUCUGGUGACUCUGCCCGAGUGGUUGGGUGACUAUGCUUGUCUCAGGGAGAUGGUAAUAUCAGAGUGUAAAAAUCUCAAGUAUCUUCCUUCAGAGGAGCAGAUGCAACGCCUCGCCUCCCUAAAACAACUAUCUGUUUUUAAGAGUCCAAUUAUGAAGGAUAGAUGCAUAAAAGAAGGAGAAGAGUUUUACAAGAUAUCCCACCUUCCUCCAGUUAGAUUCUGACUAAGAUGAGGUUCGUAAUCAAAUUCCCAUGUCUUAUUAGUAGAUUAUUUAAUUAAUGUAUAUAUUGUUCCCGAUGUUGUAAAUAAUUAUUCGGUGGAUUUACUCCGUACUUAUACCACCACCUUUACAUCUCCUUCACCAUUCUUACACAUUUUUAUUUAUCAUGUAACCUACACCUUAAGUAUAUGUUAAUGCUAGGAAUAGUUGCAUACCAUUACCUAAUGCCAUUAACCACCCAACCACGAAA